This is a messenger RNA of Oikopleura dioica, 1203 nucleotides long. NCBI's taxonomy places the organism in Eukaryota, Metazoa, Chordata, Appendicularia, Copelata, Oikopleuridae. The record is from the annotation of a GenBank genome assembly.
AUGAACACCUUUUGUUUCGCGUGCCGAGAGAGUCUGACCGCAAUGGAGAACCUCUCAAAUGUCGCCGGUUUCAAUUUUCACAACGAAUGCAUCAACUGUAACAACUGCACACAGAAGCUUGGCGAGAGCUGCUAUGUCAAAGGAACAAAGUUAUAUUGUAAAGACGACUACGAAAGACAAAGAGAGAAAAAAAAACGCGUCAAAUCCUUAUGUGAUGCUUGUAAGGAAGUUAUUCCACCAGGCGAAUUUAUCAUGAAAACGGAAACAUCCGUUUUUCACUGGAGUUGCUUCAAAUGCACCGUUUGCUUGACAAAAAUCGACUCCGGCGAGCAGUACUCGAUCGACUAUCCAUCCGACAUCGUCUGUUUCAACUGUAUGCAAAAACGAAGCUUACCAUCCCCGGGCGAUAGUUCUGUUGACAUCAAGAAAGAGAACAUUUCAGUGAAUAAUGAUGCAAACGGAAGAAUGGUGAAGACCGAAUGCUCUGCUAGUGAGUCUUCUGGAUACCAGUCGAUUGUUAGCCCAAUGGGGUCUUGGUCGAAUAUGCUUGGAGGUGACAAUACAGCUAAGACGCCCGAGACCCAAGGAGAAAACAACACCAAUGACAGCUUGAGCGAUUCUUCAAGUGACGCUCGUCAAGAACGUAAAAGCUUCCAAGCAGCAAAAAGACCACGUACGAUCCUAAACCAAGCCCAGCGACGCCGAUUCAAGGAGGCAUUUGAAACAACACCCAAGCCUUGUCGCAAGCUGCGAGACAAGCUUGCCGAUGAGACUGGACUUAGUCAACGAGUUGUACAAGUCUGGUUUCAAAAUCAACGCGCAAAAGUAAAGAAAAUCGCAAAACGACAAAGCGAUCUUCGAAUGGCCCAGCAAGCGCACGCUCUGAACGGACAAAUUCCUAUCAAUCCUCCUCAGCCAAUGCUUCGGGGACAAGGUCGUCUUCAAGGAAUGUAUCCGUCCCACAAUUUUCCCAACCAAUGCUCUUAUCUUCCGCUCGCUUUCAAGAGUGAGCCCUUCCCAGAUCAUGUCUUUCAAAAUCACGCUGUCGAUCUUCAGCAGCCUCAUAAUCAAGAAAUGCAUUAUCAAGCGAUGGUCUACCCAAACUUUCCUCCUGAAAACCUCCAGUGUGAUCCAGCCGCACUCAACGGUCUCCAAAGCUUCCCCCAGCAACCUACCAUUCCCCAAAACGACUUUCCUCACUGA